AUGCUUUCAAAUAUUCUAACUUCUGGAAAAUAAACAAGAAACUAAAUAAAUGAUUUAUUUUCAAAGUAAAUCGAAAUAGUAGAAAAGUAAGUUGAAUAAAAAUCCAAAAAUGUUGUUGAAAUAGACCAUCACAAUUAAUAAGAUUCGAAUUAAAACUAAGAAGAUAAAGAAUAAAUAGAUUUAGAUAGAAUAAAAAGAACAUUAUUUGUCGGAAAUGUAAGCAUCAAUGCUAAAAAAAAUGAUAUAAGAAAAUUAUUUAAUUAAUAUGGCGAGGUAUAAAUAAUAAUUUAUAAUUAUUAUAGAUUGAAAAAGUAUGGUUUAGAUCAAUACCUGUUGAUAGAGCAACUAAAAAGGAAAAUAUUAAAUUACCAGUUAGAGCUGCUGUAUUAAUGGGUAAGAUCUAAGAAGGAGCAUAAUCUUAGAAUUGUUAUAUAUUAUUUAAAGAUGCUAAAUCAGCAAAAUCUGCAACUCAAUAAGAUGGUUAAUUAUUUAUGAAUCUACAUUUAAGAUGCACAUUAGAAGGAUAAAAAAAAGUAAUUAAUUAUUAAUCUAAUUAUUAGAAAGAUCAUAUAAAAACAGCAUUUGUUGGAAAUCUCCCAUUUGAUAUUGAAGAAGAAGAAGUCAGAUAAGUAUUUGAAGAAGCAUUUGGAUAAAUUAAUUAUGUUAGAGUAAUUAAAGAUCCUUAAAGACAUGUUGGAAAAGGUUUUGGAUAUGUGUGUUUUAAUGAGUUUUUAUCUUUAAAAAAAGCACUUUAAGCUUAAACUAUAGAAAUUAAAGGAAGAGAAGUAAGAAUUAAAAAAGCAGCUGAAACAACAAAAAGAGAAGCAAAAGAAUUGAAUAAUUCAAAAAAUGCUUUUAAAAGGAUUCAAAAAAAAUAAUAAAUAUCAUCAAAAGGAAAAAGGUCAAGAAAUAAUUCAUAAAACUAAGAUUAAACUUAAAAUAAACAAGAAAAAUAAUAGUUUCGUGUUUAAAUACAUAAAAAGAUUAAGAAAAUGAAAAAAAAAAGAGUAAAAUAUUUAUAUAUAGUUAUAGUAUAAUCCAAAGGAAAUUAAGGAAUAAAUUAGUAAUAUUAAGUAAUCUAGAAAAUCACAAAUUAACGAUACUAAUAUUUUCAAUUAGUAUUGA
Messenger RNA from Paramecium sonneborni, 1125 nucleotides. Lineage: Eukaryota; Ciliophora; Oligohymenophorea; Peniculida; Parameciidae. The record is from the annotation of a GenBank genome assembly.